UGAUAGCUUUGGCCUCAGCCAGUGUCCCUGCUGUGGACGCUUGGAAGGGACAGAUCAUCCAAUCCCAGACUCUGAGGUGUCGUUGCUUCCUGGCUCAACCAGUGACACUCUGCUUUAUUUCCUAAGCUAACCGGCAUCUGAGCUAUGCUCAUGUGCUGUAAUCUAGGAAGAAUGAGAACUCGGGCUGGCAGUGGCCCAACAGCCUGCUUUCGUGUUGUGCAAAUGAAACUCAUGCAAACAAAACAGCCAUUUCUGCUCCUACUCCCUUUACCUGGAAUUCCUUCCGAAGAACUGGGCCGGACUUCCUCUUCGGUUGUGUUUCCGGGGUGUGUCCCUUCCCAGGUGGCUCGCCCAGACUGUCCUCUCUGCUCCUGAGACCACGGCAUAUGUGACCUCAUCUCCACACAGCAAGGGGUUGGGAGGUUCUCCUUAACCCGUUGACAGCUGCUCGACCUGGGACAAGGGCAGGAAGCCUCAAAAUAAAGUCUGAGAACUUGGAAGGGAUUGUCAGAUCCAACCCCAUCUAUUCAAAGGUGAGAAAAUAGAAAUUGAGAGGAAAAAAGUUCCACUGUUAAACUACACUGGCUGAGGAGGGCAUGCAACCCCCACAGCAAAAAAAAAAAAAAAGUCACUGGAGAAGAUUCUUAGUUGCUGCCUUAGAGUUUUGUCUUUUUAUAUGCGAGUUUUCCGAGAGGGCUGGGAAUCCCCGUGCAGCACUCUUUCUGGGAAGGGCGCUGCACUUAGCAGAUUGACUCUUUAGUAGGGGGGGGGAACUUGGCAGCCCUGAGUUGCUACACCUCUGUUCUGAGACUUGGGAAGAAAGGACCCCUGAGAGGCCUCGUCUCUCUCCAGGGACGGUCUUUGGGGAGAGGAGUGUGAGCAGGGGGAAAAGGGAGUGAGGCCCUGGGCUCCCAGCAGAGGAAGGGUGGCUCCUUUGGCUGCCUUGAAGAGGCCUCCGGCCCUUCUCGGGCCUCAUAAACCUGGAACCCAUGAGAACCUGAAACAUGUAAGAGCUGAGAUGCUGACUCAGUAAGAGUUAGAGGCCCAUUUGCAUAAUAUUUCUAAGGUGACUGAUUUAUAUGUGGCUUGAUGGUAACAAGAACAGCCUUUGUUUUCAACCCACUAACCCCGAUGCUUGCUGGAGCACUUACUGUUAAUCAAACUGGUGAUGAUCAUCUUACUAUGUUUCUCCCACUGAGGCCCAGCAACUCAGAGAGGAAGCCAGCCUGCAGCCCCUUCCCUGUGGAAAAGCUGGGCUUGAGGCUUGCAGGUGAGGGAUGUUUGGGAGACAUCAGCCAAAGAUAAGCCCACGGGUGCCCCUAAUGUGGACAGAGAACCCCCUAACUUAGGCCCAUCUUGAUAUGCCUGCUCAUAUGACCUAUUUUCUAGCUACAGGUGGCUAGCUAGCAUUACCUGUUCUAAACAUCUGGCAUUACCUGCUGCUAAGUCACCUUCCCUCUGGCUUCAAACAGCUGGAGGGCCCCACCCCCUCUCCACCUCCAAUCCAUCUGGGAUCCCUCCCUCCUUUUUUUUCUUUUUGGAAAGAUCUGGAGGUACCAGAUCCACAAGUUCUGAUGUCUUUAAAAGGGCCAGCCUGAGAAAUAAGGCUCAUUUGAGAGCUGUGAUAUUCAUCUUGACUCCAGUGGAAGUCCAACAGCCAGUCUCAUUUUGGCCUCCAGCUGGGCACCAUGAAGGCCUGUGUCCCCCUGCUACUGGCCGUGCUCUGCGGCCUGGCCUGGACCGCUAAAAGGGACCCCAAAGAGCCAGAGCCAUUCCUGGAGCUGGAGGAAGACACGGAAGAGGCCCCGGCUAGCAACCGGUACUCGGCGCCCAACUCCUGCCACAGCCGCUGCCAGGAACCCUUCGACAGGCGCCGCCCAUGCCACUGCAAUGCCCGCUGCCCAGAGUUUGGGAACUGCUGCAAGGAUUUUGAGAGCCAAUGUGGUCACGAGGGCUUCUCCCGCAGCAGCGACGCUAUAACCGGGAAGGAGCUGCAGGCCAUCUCGGAGACCAUCUACAGGGUGGACACCAACAAAGCCCAGAAGGAAGACAUCAUUCUCAACAGCCAGAAGUACAUCUCACCCUCUGAAACCAGAGACCAAGUGGACCACUGCCCAGAGCCGCUCUUCACAUAUGUCAACGAGAAGCUGUUCUCCAAGCCGACCUACGCGGCCUUCAUCAACCUCCUCAACAACUACCAUCGGGCGACGGGCCACGGGGAGCACUUCAGUGCCCAGCAGCUGGCCGAGCAGGACAACUUCCUCAGAGAGGUCCUGAAGACGGCCGUCAUGAAGGAACUCUACAGCUUCCUCCAGCACCAGAACCGCUACAGCUCAGAACAAGAGUUUGUUGAUGACCUAAAGAACAUGUGGUUUGGCCUCUAUUCUAGAGGCAACGAAGAGGGGGACUCAAGUGGCUUUGAACACGUCUUCUCAGGUGAAGUCAAAAAGGGCAAGGUCACUGGCUUCCAUAAUUGGAUCCGCUUCUACUUGCAAGAGAAGGAGGGCCUGGUCGACUAUUACAGCUACAUCUAUGAUGGGCCUUGGGAGUCUUACCCUGAUGUGUUAGCCAUGCAGUUCAACUGGGAUGGCUACUAUAAGGAAGUGGGCUCAGCUUUCAUCGGCAGCAGCCCCGAGUUUGAGUUUGCACUCUACUCCUUGUGCUUCAUCGCCAGGCCAGGCAAAACGUGCCAGUUAAGCCUGGGUGGACAUCCCUUGGCCAUCAAGACCUAUUCCUGGGACAAGUCCACCUAUGGAAAUGGCAAGAAGUACAUCGCCACAGCCUACGUGGAGUCUUCCACCCGAUAGACCUUGGAGCCAGAAAGGGGCCUGAGGGCAGUGAGAGCUCUUGCAGGACCAAGGUGCUAUCUGCUUUGGGCUGGAGAGGGGAUGGAGGAGACCGGGAGGGAUUCCCAAAUCCAGACAUGUCCAA
Messenger RNA from Phyllostomus discolor (pale spear-nosed bat), 2931 nucleotides. It is a transcript of the gene ENDOU, whose product is annotated as endonuclease, poly(U) specific. The record is from RefSeq and is a predicted model, not a curated record. Bases 1689 to 2807 code for a protein of 372 amino acids. Gene Ontology annotation, molecular function: RNA endonuclease activity. The transcript is spliced from 9 exons. NCBI's taxonomy places the organism in Eukaryota, Metazoa, Chordata, Mammalia, Chiroptera, Phyllostomidae.